GAUACUUUUCCAAAGUUGUAAAACGAUGUUGACCAAGAAUGCAAACUAAAUUCCGCCGACGUUUUCAUCUAACGAUAGGGUUUCCAACCAUGACUCUCAGCCCUAUAUUUAACCACACCUUUCUAAAAGUCUUUAGAGAAUCAAAACCAUUCUGAAGAAUAGAAAUCAAGCAAUUUUCUUUUCUAUAAAUUGUUCUUAAAUUUUGCCAAUGGCUUCAAGCAGCACUGAGAUAAUCCAUGAUUGGCCACCGUUCUUUAAAGUCUACAAAGAUGGCCGAGUGGAGAGGUACAUGGUCACACAGCCUGCUCCGGCGGGACUAGACCCAAAGACCGGAGUCCAGUCUAAAGAUGUUGUGGUUUCACCUGUCGUCAAGGCCAGGAUUUUCAUGCCACAAACCACAAGCCCUGGUCAGAAGCUUCCUCUGCUUGUCCACUACCAUGGCGGUGGCUUUUCCGUAGGAUCAGCCUUUGACACCGUGACCCAAAAAUUGGUUACCCAGCUGGUAAAACAAGCCAAUGUCAUUGUCAUUUCGAUCGAUUACAGGUUAGCCCCAGAGCACCAUCUACCAAUUGCACAUGAUGAUUCAUGGGCUGGGCUACAGUGGGUUGCCACUCAUGCAAAUGAACAAGGGCCCGACCCAUGGCUCAAUGAGAAUGCGCAUUUCGGGCGGGUUUUCUUGGCGGGUGAAAGUGCUGGAGCCAACAUUGCCCACUAUGUGGCAGUCCAAGCUGGUGCUGCCAAAUUAGUUGGUUUAAAAAUCAUUGGUAUGCUUAUUGUGCAUCCGUAUUUCGGCGCUAAAGAGGAAAAGGAAUAUGAACUGUACAAGUAUAUUUGUCCAACCAGUACCGGUUUCGACCAUGACCCGAAGUUCAACCCGGAAGUGGAUCCGAACUUGAAGGAAAUGGCAUGCGAAAGGGUAAUUGUAUGCGUAGCAGAGAAGGAUGGGCUUAGACGUAGAGGAGAGGCUUACUAUGAAACUUUGGUCAAGAGUGGGUGGGGAGGAAAUGUGGAAUUUUUCGAGUCGAAAGGAGAGGAUCAUGUCUUCCAUAUUUUCCGUGACAAUGAUGACGCCGAGAUCUUGAAUAAGAAAAUGGUUGAUUUUAUAAAGAAAGAUUGAGCUAUACAUAUGUAUUGUUAUAAUUUUACUACUUAAUUUAUGGACCAAUGGAGUGAAUUUGACUCUAAAGUUGCAUGGUUUACGUUACUUCAGUGAGUCGACCCUCUUAGCGAGGAUGAAGGGGUUGUUAUUCUGUCGUUUUCUAUUAAUAAUAAUCUUUAUUGCUUGGCUUAGUUGUGUUUCUUGACUUUCGUGCA
Durio zibethinus is the source of this 1314-nucleotide messenger RNA. NCBI's taxonomy places the organism in Eukaryota, Viridiplantae, Streptophyta, Magnoliopsida, Malvales, Malvaceae. The record is from RefSeq and is a predicted model, not a curated record.